Molecule: messenger RNA, 2959 nt
Organism: Orussus abietinus
Lineage: Eukaryota; Metazoa; Arthropoda; Insecta; Hymenoptera; Orussidae
Product: wiskott-Aldrich syndrome protein family member 1
Exons: 10
Biological process (GO): RNA processing
Cellular component (GO): nucleoplasm
Molecular function (GO): RNA binding
Source: RefSeq, a predicted model, not a curated record
UGAAGUUACGGAAUCGCGGAGGAUGUUCACUUUUACAAUUUUCACUAGUAUCCACCCCCUGAAUUUCGAACUUUUCUGCCACAUCGCGUGUCCUAACUGCGACAGAGUGCUGCUCGGUUAGAUUCGAGUUACAGAAUCGACCUUCGAGUUCCGCCAUGUUGGAAGUUCCGUCUUGCUCUGGCUUCAGUGCAUCAACUAAGAACAUUCAGUCGAGUCAGUUCUUUCCCAGGUCGGCAUAAGUUGGUGAGUUUAUCUGUUUUGUCGAGUUUCGACGUUCGAGGCUUACCGUGACGAAAAUGGCAUACCGUGGGGUAAAGGGUUCCGACCCAUUCGUGUCGAAAACCUCGCGUAACGAACGGUUCGCUCAGAUGUCGAAACAAGAGCAGAUUAUCCAACGGAAGAAACUUGAAAUUCAGGCGAAGCAGCAGGAACAGAAGGCUAAACAAACCGUGGAGGGCGCGAAAAAACCCCUGCCCGCACAAGCGAUCCCGUGUGCGGCCCCACCGACCAAAGUCAGCUCCUCACUCGAAAAGGAGGAGGAGAGACAGGCUAUGUCGUCGACGGUCAAUUUGUUUGCCAACGAUGGUAGUUUUCUAGAUCGGUUUAAGAAAAUUGCAAACAACAAAGUAUCCACGAAGCACAAUCUAAUGCAAGAAACCAGACGCAAACUGGAGGAAAGGAAGGAUGAGAUGAAAGAGGAAAGGAACCACGAAGGAACACGAGACCGAGAUUACAGAUGGAGUACGGAGAAGAGCAGAGAUCGUGAGAACCGAAAAGACAGGCGAAGGGGAGACUCACGCCGUGGAAGAGCUUCCGGAGAUAGAAGGCGAGGUUCCUCGUCGAGUCCGUCCCCCACUGGACGCGAGUCCUCCCCCGUUGCAGAUUCAAGGCAUAACUUCCGUCGGCCAGCUGUCAGCGGAGGUCGUUCGACGUUUGCCCAAAGACAGUUUCAGUCUCAAAACCUCCAAUCUCCGAAUCGAGUUGCGUCGAUUCCUCCUCUGAUGUCCCAAGCCCUGCUUCGGUCGACGAGUGUGUCUCCGUCUGACACGCGAUUUGCGGCUCCACAAUGCGGAAUGCAGCCCCUCACCGAGGAUUACAGCUGCCCAGAUCCCAGGAUGCGUAUUCCACCACCUCGCUUGAUUGGACCUCCACCGAUAACGUCCGGAGCUCGUCGAUGUGGGGUCCCCUUAACCGGUCCGCCUCCGUCUUCAAUGUCCAUACCCCAUCUAAUGCCGAGGCUCGUUGUCUCCGGGCCACCUCCGCCGCCGCCGCCGCCGCCUCCGCCCCCGCCACCGCCUCCGCCACCGCCACAAUCAUCGACUCGGCAGCAGCAGCAACAACAGCAACAGCAACAGCAACAACAGUCGACUUCUACCAUGGUCGUCUCCUCGAGCAUAAAUUCAGUGCCACCGCCGAAUCUAACCAUUCCACCCCCCAACGUGCCGCCUCCUUCUGUUAUUCGGAAUGCACCCCCGCCACCGCUGAUGGCGGCCAAUCUGGGCUACCCGAUUCCUGGUCGUCUGUCUAUGACAAUGGGGCCUCCCGAUCUGCGAGUUCCGCCCCCAGUUGGGCCACCACUCGGACCGGUAUACGCGUUGACUAUCUUAUCUGACAAAGGAUUCUAAGUGUGUCCCGUAGAAGCGGAGCAGCUGGCCCGGAUCGUGGCUGAUUGCGGAGACGAGAUCGAACAGGAAGCGCGAGAGAAGAACGCUGAAGAUCCCAAGCUAUGGUUUCUGCAUCAAAAGCAAAGUGCAGCAUAUCUGCAGUACAGGGGCUUGGUGGCGAAGUUCCGGACUGAAAUGGUCGGCAGCAGAGAUUGCGGAAGCUGCCUAGGUGCCGUGUUUGGGGAUGGCAAGGUUGGCAGCGGAGCGGAACCGUAUUGUCCGGAAGAAGCGUUAAGUGACACCGACGAUCUCGAGAGACCACAGAGGCAAACGCCCUCGACCGAUCGACCGAAAGAGGAGAGCCGAGAGGAGCGGAAACGUCGGAGGCGCAGUCGGUGGGGCGACCCCGAAACAAAGGUACAGGUCACGCCGGUCGCGCCACUCGCGCCACUCGCGCCGGCCGGCUCUCCCGUGUCACAGACGAAGCCUCGUGGCGCCAAAGGGAAGAAUCCGAUGCUGACCAAGAUCUCACGAAACGACCCGGUCUUGAUCCAGUACGCGAGGCAAACAUUCGGCACGCUGGAGCUCACCGAGGAACAGUGGAAGAAGGCGGAGGAUCACUAUAAGAUCAAUUUAUUGUACCAAAACCUCCUCAAGAAACGCGAGGAAGUGAAGCGUCUGGAGGCCCAGGGAAAGCACAAGUACGAGUACGAUAGCGACGAGGAGACCGAAGGCGGCACGUGGGAGCAUAAGCUGCGCUCCGCCGAAAUGGAGGCCACGCAGAUGUGGGCGGAAGAGUUGACUGCUCAGGCCGAGGGUAAACAUCACAUAGGCGACUUCUUGCCCCCGGACGAAUUGAAGAAGUUUAUGGAGCAGUACAACGCGAUCAAGCAGGGAAAGGAACCAGACCUAAGCGAUUACAAGGAGUUUAAAUUGAAACAGGAUAAUAUAGGCUUUCAAAUGUUACAAAAACUCGGCUGGAGCGAAGGCCAAGGCUUAGGAAGCGAAGGAAGUGGCCGAGUGGAUCCCGUGAAUAAAGCCACAAGUAGACUUGAUUCCGCUGGUCUUGGCGUCGACAGACCGGACGGUAUCUCGAGGGACGAUGACGAAUUCGACGCGUAUCGAAAACGAAUGAUGCUGGCAUAUAGAUUUAGACCUAAUCCACUGAAUAAUCCUAGGAGACCUUACUACUGAUUCAUCGUUCUCAGCUGCAAACGUAAGAUUGAAUCUUUUCAUCUCUAGACACUAUUAACUUUGUACAUUUAAAGGCGCGUUACAGACACAUUGCGUCAAAGAUCGUUGGCAUAAAUACGGGAAUGUCGUUAAAUAAAGUGAUACCGUCUUCGCAUACAGAA